Lachnellula hyalina is the source of this 1938-nucleotide messenger RNA. It is a transcript of the gene patL, whose product is annotated as Patulin cluster transcription factor. The coding region runs from base 1 to 1938 and encodes 645 amino acids. Gene Ontology annotation, molecular function: DNA binding; zinc ion binding. The transcript is spliced from 4 exons. The record is from RefSeq and is a predicted model, not a curated record. NCBI's taxonomy places the organism in Eukaryota, Fungi, Ascomycota, Leotiomycetes, Helotiales, Lachnaceae. Gene Ontology annotation, biological process: DNA-templated transcription.
AUGGAAAACGAACACGGUUGCAAGACGCGUGCAAUUCAAAGUGUUGAGGACCCCGAACGCGCAGAGCCAGAACCAGAUGACGAGAGAUAUGAUAGUAGUGUUCACACUACGAAUGACACAUCAUUGAUAUUAUAUAGAGGAGAACCCUCAAUUCAGCGUAGAAGACUCACAGUUUCUUCUUCUGUGCAGUACGCUAUCGACUUUUCUCAUGGACUUGCUGAAGAAACGGACACAUUCAACUUGAAUCUGUCCCGCUGCAGGAAUAUAUCCCUUUCUUCGCAACUUCUCGCACUGCAUGAACUUGCAAGUCCGUCUCAGGACGAUCCUCAGCCAAAUUUGAAAAAUGGACGAAUUUUCACAAUAGAAUUACCGAAGCCAUCUCGGCUAAGGCACUUGGUCACUGUGUACUUCGGGGAAAUGGAGUCUUUUUUCCACGUUCUAGAUCAGGAUGACACCCGGAAACGCGUCUUUCAAGCUCUAGAUGAUUUAGACUACUCCGAGUACGAAACUAUAAUCGAUGUAGAUGCUCAAAAUCAUGCUAUCAUAGCUCUUCUAUGUAACAUGCUUGCGAUAGGAGAGUCUAUGGAUUCAGCUAGUAGCGACAAGGAGGAUCCGCGUCCAGGGUGGCCAACAUACGUUCGAGGACGCAAACUACUUCAACAGUGUUCAUCCUCAAAUCAGAUUGAUCUUGAUCUCAUCAGAUACCACACUUUGGGGGCAUUAUAUAUGUUGAACUGCGAUUUGCUUCAGUCGGCGUCUCAAGCGAUAUCGAUUACUGUUCAAAUGUCCAUGCUUGCUCGACUGAAUGACCAAGGGUCUUGGGGAAAGUGUACUACACUGGAAAAGGAAUUUCGACAAAAGCUCUGGUGGACUAUCUAUUACUUGGACCGUCGAAUUACUCAACGGCUUGGAACACCCUAUCUGAUUAGAGACGCCGAGGUUGCAGUCGAAGACUUUGAAAUUCAGGGAAAUUCGACUGCGGAGGAAUUCAAUCAAGAUCCAAUGACAGCACCAAUAACUAUCUAUUACCAGGUUCUUAUAAACUUUAGUAGGCUAUGGGGUCGAAUUUGGGACACAUUCUUUGCUGCGACAGCUCGAAAAAGUGGAAAUCUAGAGGAGAUCGAAAUAACAGACACUCGAAUUCUAUAUCUCAGAAAGAUGCUGCCCCAGCACUUAAUUUGGAAUUCUGAUAGAGCCAGUACAUAUGUUGGCAAAGGAGAAAAGGAACCACAGAUACGUCAACGAUUGACAAUCUUCAUAAGAAUCAACCUUUUACGGAUGAUCAUCCGCCAAAAUCCUCUUCUCUCGCAUAGUUGUGAUGAGGAAGGAAAGUCAUUCUGUGCUCUUCUUGCCAAAGACACCAUUGAGGCGAUUUCGGCCUAUGCAAAUGUAUGCCCCCAGAUUCGGGCAUCUGGGUACUUCCUCAGCACAGCAUUAGUCGAAUGCAUCUAUCAUUUAGUAUUCAUUAUCAAAAGCAACCGUACUCAGGUACAAUAUGUAGAUGCGAUUGGAUCUUUUCGAUGCGCAUAUCAACUUCUUGUGGAUUACAGCGGCAUUUGGACGACAGCUGAAAGAGCGCUGCAAGCUCUCGGGACAGCUGUCUUUGACGGGAAAAGCCUCGAUGAAUUUCUUCACACGCUUUCAAAGAACGCAGAUUCCAGUAUCCAUGUGGCUAAAUGUCCUUCCAAUGGCGAUAACGGACCCAUGUCGCAUAAACAGGGGGAAUAUCACGAACAAGAUCCAAUUCGGCAUAUGGCGCCUUCAAGAGCCCAAAACACAAUGGCACUGGCAUUCGGCCAAGACUCGCACCAGGGAGUGAACCAGCAGGUACCACAGAUAGGGCAGCCUGGUGAUAAUGCCGAAUUCAUUCAAGAUCUAGCAAACAGCUACGGAGAGUUGGAUUUCGACAUCCCGCGCCAAUACUUUGGCAACUUGUAA